Messenger RNA from Polychytrium aggregatum, 3495 nucleotides. RefSeq names its product male sterility protein-domain-containing protein. The record is from RefSeq and is a predicted model, not a curated record. Lineage: Eukaryota; Fungi; Chytridiomycota; Chytridiomycetes; Polychytriales. The coding region runs from base 177 to 3407 and encodes 1076 amino acids. The transcript has 11 exons.
AACAGGGCCAAGUGUCGCUCAGUCCGACCCACUGCUGAGGCACAGAGCAGCAAACAGCAAACAGCAAACGACCGCCGAUCCAGAUAUAAAGCCAGUUCUGUUCCUCUGGCCGUCGGAACUCUGCUGGGUUCGCCUGCACUUUUGGUAUCCUUUCGUCGCCGGCAUCCCACCCCAGCAUGCUCAGGGCCCUCUCCUGCUGUUUUGGAGGGUCCACAAACCCCUCCAAGGACCAGAAUGUCUCUGCCUCCCAGCAGCCAACGUUUCGUCCUCAGCCCGAUGCCUUUGGCCCCUGGCUCCAUCCCGUCGAGCGUCUCGUCAGCAUGGCUCGCGACGAGCCCGAUGCCCUCCUGAUCAACACCUACGAGAGCGGCGCCUCAGAGCGAUAUACCUAUCUGCAGGUGUGGAAGCGGGCCUAUUCCAUCGCCCAGGCUCUCAAGGCUCUCCCUGGCUGGGACGACGACGGCCACGAGGUCAUUGGCGCUUUCUGCGAGGCCGAGGCCAACUGGAUUUUCUAUUCGUUUGCUUUGUGGAUUCUCGGCAAGAAAUCGCUCUGCUUUGGACUCAACCUGCCCCCUGCUGCCCGCAAGGCUCUUUGUCAACGACACGGAAUCAAGUACAUCCUCUUCCAUCACACCAAGCCUGGUCGCACCGAAGGCGUCGAGCUUGUCGAUGGCUCGGUCUUUCCUCUCAUGGACGAAGUUCCGGCUCCCUCGCUGGCAGCCUGCGAGCCUCUCGAUGAGUUUGUGACCUAUGCGUGCACAUCAGGCACAACGGGUGUUCCCAAGACUUACAAAGCCACACACUCGGGUGCAGCAGCCGGCCGCGCGACACUGGGCUCGCGCUAUACAAGCGUGGCUCUUUCUCAGUGUCCGUCCUUUGGAACCACCAAGGCCCUGAUGUACAACACGAUCAAUAUGAAAGGCUCGCUGUGGAUCCCAAAGCCCUCGCCAAACACGCUGGAGAAAGUGCUCAGCGUCAUCAAAAUGAUGGAUGAUGGCCUCCAGUACAUGUUCCUGACCCCGUCGUUCAUGAAGAUGAUCUUUGGGGUGGCCCUUUCACGGACACCUUCUGUCCAAUGGAAGAGCUUGAAACGAGUUGGCUUCGGAUCGGAGCUUGUUCCGCCCUCCCUCGUGCAGCAGGCCAGGAAUCUCUGUCCAAACGCAGUGCUGUUUUGUGCUUAUGGAUCGAGUGAGUCUGGCUUGAUAGGUGGUAUGGCGCUGCUACAUAUCCUUCCGUCACAGGAGACUCCGAAGAGACUUGUCUACAAGCUGGCCAAACCCGGAAUUCGCUGCCUUCUCUUUGACGAGGAGGGCAGCAUCGUCGACCAGAGUGUCUCGAAGAGCGGCGUCCUCGUCUUUGCCGUCGACAAGGACCAUCCCAUCAAAGAUCACCCGAGCUUUGUCAGUGCAAAUCCGAAUGACAAGCUCGCCUCAUUUGGUUUCCUUGAGGACGGCUCGCCCCGUGUCUGCACCAUGGACUGGGUCGAGAUGGUUGGCGAGAAAGAGUUCACUGUGGUUGGAAGAUUCGACCAGAAGAUCAAGGUCAACGGCGUCUAUGUCGACCUCAACGCCCUCGAGGAGUUGGUUCUCCAGCACAUGUCCAAGACCAUCAGCGACUGCAUUUUCAUCCAGACCUCCGAGCUCAAGAUUGUAAUGCUGUAUGUCCCUCGGAAAGGAUCCAACCCGAAUGUUACCCCUGGCGAGACGAUCGGAUAUAUCGAGGACUUGUUUGCGCUCAAGAACGUCGCCAAGUUCCCGAUCCACAACUGCUUCGAGCUCGACGAGUUCCCCUUCAACGACUCGGGCAAGCGUGACCUCAAGAAGCUCAGGCGCAUCGCCGAGGAUGCCGACAGCUUUGGCAAGUCGGUUGUCUAUCCUCCCCUGAAACUCGCCAACACUCCCCUGUCUCGCACGGCCGUCAAGAUCUCGGCGCUCGGCAGCCAGAUCCUCGACAUUGCCGCCCUCGACGGCCGCAACUACUACAUCGGCGGUGUCGGCUUUGACUCGCUGAGUGUCGGCCGUCUGGCUCUCGCCAUCAAGGACGAGUUCAAUGUCGAGAUCUCGCCACUGAUCCUCCUGUCGAACGCCAUGACACCGACUGAUGUUGCCCAGCUGGUCGUCGACAUUCUCGACGACAGGCCGAUGAUUCCCCCGACCGUCCAUCUGGCUGCCGAAGCCGCCAAGCUCGACGAUGCGAGUGUGACGGCCGAGGGUCUCCCUCCGUUUGUCUAUCCCAAGGACCCUCGCGGCAUCGUCCUGACCGGUGCCACUGGCUUCCUCGGUGCCUUCCUGGUCUUUGAGCUGGCACACAAGUUCCCUCGGGCCAAGAUCAACUGCCUGGUCCGAGCCCCGACCGAGCAGGCCGCCAUCGACCGCAUCAUCAACACGGCUCAGAAGUUGGUCCUCGAUCCGAGCCAGAGAGCCUUCCUUGACCACAACCUCAAGUCUCGACUCGUUGGACUGUGCGGCAACCUGUCGCAGGACAAGUGGGGACUCUCGGACGAGCGAUGGAAGGAGAUCAGCGAGGAGACCGACAUGAUUGUCCACAAUGGCGCCGAGGUCCACUGGCUGUUUGACUAUGACAGACUCAGGGGACCCAACGUCCUCGGCACGGCGACGGCCCUGAGACUGGCCACAACCCACCACCUGAAGCCGCUGCACUACAUCUCGACCAUCGGCACGAUCCCGAUGGCCAAGAAGGCAGACAAGCCGCUCGAGGAGACGAUCUACUCGGCCUGGAACAUCUCUGGCGGGUAUGGCCAGACCAAGUGGGUCUCUGAGCAGCUGGCCAACAAGGCAAGAUCGAGGGGAGUGCCGGUGACCAUCAUCCGCCCAGCUGGCAUCGUCGGCGACAGCCAUUACGGAGUGUCCAACACGGAUGACUACAUCUGGCGAUAUGUCAAGGGAUGCAUUCAGCUCGGUGUUGCUCCCUCGCACGCCACUCUCGUCACGAUGACCAUGGAUCCCGUCGACCAUGUCGCCAAGGUGGUUGCCGAGAUUGCCGGCUCGGAGGAGUCCCUGUCCAAGUUUGUGUUCCACAUCAGCGACUCGGAGCACAGCAUCAUCACCGAAAAGCGCGUGUUUGAGAUCGCGAAUGCUUGUGGGUGGCCGGUCCUGUUCGACACCCGCGAAAAGUUCAAAGCUCUCCUCGAGGCCAAUCCUUCGCUUGAAAACAACGCCCUGUUCCCGCUCAUGCACAUCAUGAUGGACAUGUCCUUCAAGGUCGACAACGCCAACACCCGCUCGAUCUACCCAACACCCUGUCCCUCGUCAGAGACGAUCGUCAAAAAGUGUCUCAACUACCUCUAUCACGCUCGCUUCUUGGGCGAGCCAAAGGUCCCGUCAAGCGAACUCAAGGACGAAGAGUACCCCGAAGUCAGCAUCUUCACCCGCACCGGCCGCCGCUGAUCAGCAGGCGGUGAUUCGGCAAUGAUUCGAUGGGUGGUUCUUUCACAUUCCUUUUUGUAUGAGUGUUGUUCUUUGUGAGGGUGCCGUA